UCUUACCUACACACCACUACAUACUACAACACGUCAAAUCUUACAUUACCCGUUACCACAACUAUAACCUACAUAAUAGGAGUUGACUCGUUGAACUCUUUUCUCUCUUUAUCACUCUAUCUCUCCACCUGCCUUUACUAUACUCCACGUCCAUUUCGCAUUACUAACUUAACAACGCUUGAGGCUUUGAUAAUCAUCCAGUUGCGCCUAGUUUGUAAUUGGAUGUCUAGUGUCAAUGCUGUUUAAACCUACUGGCCGAAGUAAAUUUUCAUUCUUAAAGCCGAACUUUCAAGCGCAACCUUAUACUACCCCCUUCGCGUUCGCCAUCGCCGCUCUCAUUUGUUAUUGUUAAGUAGGGAGGUUAGCAACUACCUACGACGCGACGUUGCUACGGCACGCCUCCCUCGCUGGGGUCUUGCAAUAGACCUCUGUUACGUCGGCAACACUACUUUUACUGGAAUAUAAUAUUUGUUAAACACUGAGUUUAAAAAGGAAAGCCCAAAAACCCCCAAAAAGCAAAAAUGGCGACGGAACAUCCUCGACCUGCGUCGCAGAAGCUCCCGCUGGCUACAGUUUUAAACGCACCCGAAGAGAAUCGUGACUCGGCAUAUUACUCAAAGUAGCCGGGUUCGCUAACUGUAACCUAUCCAUAGACACUUCGGCAGCGUCAGGUAUAAUGGGGCUCAGUGUCUACCAUUCCGUGCAAGAAAAGACCCCAUCUCCGACUACUACGACUUUAAUCCCUCAGCCACUAGUAUCCCCCGCAAGUAACAUGAGCGUAGCAUCAAUGGUCUCGCCGACAUCCCCAGGCAAUGGACGUUUCGACCGACCUCAAUCGUUGGACUCUAUACAGGCUGGUUUGACGAGCGCUGGAUCAGAAUCGCGGCGGGAGAGCGUGGAUAGUAGGAUUAAUCAGGGCUUUGGAGAUAUGAGAUUGGGCAAUUCACCUUACGCGAGCCAGAAUCAGUCGACAACUUCGAUCCAGGGCAGUUUAGCACAACAGCGGAACCCCCGCGUGGGAAUGGACCAUCUAUCCGUACACAGAAUAUCCAAUGGGUAUCAACCGAACGUCGAGCGCACUCCCGAAGGCCAACAUGGUACUAAGACAUCCCGAACUGCCCCUGCCAUCACUGGUCCUGCUACGAGCAGUGUUGCUAGGGCAGCAGAACCAACGAAGGGCCAAGCCUGGGCGUUCCCGGAAGAGGAGAUACAACGGUUACCUUCUUCGCUUGGCAAUCAUACAUUUUUCGACUCAAGGCGGAGCAGCAUUGCCGAUUCAAUUGCUAGUAGUCAGUUCACCACCGAGUCUCGGCUACCUCCUGGGCAACGGCGACUCGACGAUGGCCUAGGGCCGGAUUUCCAACAAACGAUCCACCACCACACCCUUCAACACAAGCAGCUUUCGGACAUUCAUAGUGAGGAAUCCAGUCCACAUAAUGGCAAUCAACCAUAUAGUAGAACCCCUGAACUUCGACAGAGUCAUAAGUUGGCAGAGCGGAAGAGGAGGACAGAGAUGAAGGAGUUGUUUGACCAGCUGCGCGAUUUGAUGCCGCAGGAAAGAGGGUCUAAGGCCUCCAAGUGGGAGAUUCUAACAAAGGCUAUCGCCGAACAUCAAAAGCAAACAGAUACUAUCAAGAAUAUUUCGGGGCACUAUCAAAAUGCGAUGCAGGAAUCCGAAAUGCUGAGACGGGAGUUGGAAAGGAUGCGCAUGGAGAAUGCGCAGCUUCGAGGAAACUUGCCGGCCUUACCGCCAAACCAAGGCCCAGCAAAUCCACCCAUACCGUCACAACCCUCCGGGGACCCCUAUGCACAAGAUCCGUAUGGAAGAGCACAGCGACCAGAGUUACCUCCUCUACGAGCACUUAACGCCCCAGAGUCUAUGACGGGUGUCCAGUACGAGGGGCAAAGGCCCAAUGGAUUUCGUUCGGAUCGGUUUUAAGGGGCAAACGACCACAAUCACUUAUAUUUCCUUUAGUUGUAAACGUUGUCAUACUGGGAGCGGCAACCAUCAAAAGUAGAAUAUUCCAGGGCGUUAUUAUCGAUACCCCGUGUGAGUCGACGGUCACUGC
Hypoxylon fragiforme is the source of this 2069-nucleotide messenger RNA. RefSeq lists its product as uncharacterized. Gene Ontology annotation, molecular function: protein dimerization activity; DNA-binding transcription factor activity. The coding region runs from base 677 to 1939 and encodes 420 amino acids. The record is from RefSeq and is a predicted model, not a curated record. The transcript is spliced from 3 exons. Gene Ontology annotation, biological process: positive regulation of transcription by RNA polymerase II. Lineage: Eukaryota; Fungi; Ascomycota; Sordariomycetes; Xylariales; Hypoxylaceae. Gene Ontology annotation, cellular component: RNA polymerase II transcription regulator complex.